AUGGCCACCGCCACGCGCCUACGGCGUCUGGGAGCCGCGGCGGCGAUUGCGGCCGCGGCCAGCGGCGCCUUCCUCAUCCAACCGUCAGUCACGGCCGCGGACAGCAGCGGUGCAAACCCGGUCGCUGAGGUUCGGCAGAGGAUCAGCGACCGGAACGGCUCUGUGCCGCCGAGGGCGGCACAGGAGUCGGCUUUGAUCGGCGCCGGCGCCGGGAACCCGCUCGACAUUCUUGUUAUCGGCGGCGGUGCCACCGGCGCUGGGGUCGCGCUUGAUGCUGCUACCAGAGGGCUGAAAGUUGGCCUUGUUGAGAGGGAGGACUUCUCUUCUGGAACUUCGUCCAGGUCCACCAAGCUUCUUCAUGGAGGUGUUCGCUAUUUGGAGAAAGCUGUUUUUAAUCUAGACUAUGGCCAGCUGAAGUUGGUGUUCCAUGCGCUUGAGGAGCGUAAACAGGUUAUUGAUAAUGCGCCGCACCUGUGCCAUGCUCUGCCGUGCAUGACGCCAUGUUUUGGUUGGUUUGAUGUGGUGUAUUACUGGGCGGGGUUGAAAAUGUAUGAUCUUGUGGCAGGAUUCCGCCUGCUACAUGUGUCGAGAUAUUACUCUGCACAGGAGUCUGUUGAGCUGUUUCCUACACUGUUAAGGAAUGGUAAAGAUAAAAGCUUGAAGGGCACUGUGGUGUAUUAUGAUGGGCAGAUGAAUGAUUCUCGUCUUAAUGUUGGAUUGGCGUGCACUGCUGCUAUGGCUGGUGCAGCAGUGCUUAAUCAUGCGGAAGUGAUUGGUUUUCUGAAGGAUAAGAAAAGCAAUCGGACAAUCGGUGCGAGAAUCCGAGACAACUUGACAGGAGAAGAGUUUGAGACAUAUGCAAAAGUUGUUGUCAAUGCUGCUGGACCGUUUUGUGAUUCUGUAAGGAAGUUGACUGAUAAAGAUGUAAAACCUAUGAUAUGUCCAAGCAGUGGUGUGCACAUUAUACUUCCUGAUUAUUAUUCUCCCGAGGGUAUGGGAUUGAUUGUCCCUAAAACUAAAGAUGGACGUGUUGUCUUCAUGCUGCCAUGGUUGGGACGAACAGUUGCUGGCACCACAGAUUCUAACACAGAGAUUACUCUGCUUCCUGAACCACAUGAGGAUGAGAUUCAAUUCAUAUUGGAUGCCAUUUCUGAUUACCUUAAUGUCAAGGUACGGCGUACUGAUGUUCUCUCUGCGUGGAGUGGUAUUCGCCCAUUGGCAACAGAUCCAUCUGCAAAAAACACCGAGAGUAUCUCUAGAGAUCACGUUGUAUGUGAAGAUUAUCCUGGACUUGUCACAAUCACUGGUGGGAAGUGGACUACAUACCGUGGCAUGGCAGAAGAUGCAGUUAAUGCAGCUAUAAAGUCGGGAAAGCUGACCCCACAAAGUGGAUGUGUAACCUCAAACCUACCUAUUGUCGGUGGAGAUGGAUGGGACCCUGCAUCUUUCACCGUUAUUGCUCAGCAAUAUACGCGUAUGAAGAGGAGUCAUGGUAAAGUUGUUCCUGGAGUAAUGGACACUGCAGCAGCAAAGCAUCUGUCCCAUGCGUAUGGUACUUUUGCUGAACGGGUUGCUGCCAUUGCUCAGAAUGAAAACUUGGGGAAGCGACUUGCGCAUGGGUAUCCUUAUCUAGAGGCGGAAGUUGCUUACUGUGCACGAAAUGAGUAUUGUGAAUCAGCCAUUGAUUUCAUUGCUCGGAGAUCUCGGCUUGCUUUCCUUGAUACUGAUGCGGCAGGCAGGGCAUUGCCACGCGUAAUUGAAAUAUUGGCAACUGAACACAAUUGGGACAAUUCAAGACAGAAGCAAGAGUUAGAAGCGGCCAGGAAAUUCUUGGAAACAUUCAAAUCUUCCAAAAAUGCACGGUUUCAUGAUGGGAAACACAAUGAGUAGUAAGAUUUGUGAAUUCAAUUUUUGCGGAUACAUCAACUGACAGCAAUCUGUCGACUAAUUAUGGCGCAAUGAAGUUUAAAAUUGCCUCUUUCUCCCCAUUUCUUGAAGUUACUCAGCCGAGCAGAAGAGCCGGUAUGCCACACACAGCAUUUGGUUAUAGUUUACAAAUAGCUUUAAAAAUUUUACUUUUGCUUGUAUUGUAGACUUAGGGUCAUUCACCAAAAUAAUUCUAGAAUAUCAUCUCUCCUCCUGAGUUGGUGUUAGCAAUUGGUGCUAAUAAGAUGUACUAUUGGGUUUUUCCAAACUAAGAUUAUAAUGUUGGGAAAAGAAGAAAAGAAAUCCCAUAUUAUUUGUCUUUCAGUUAUGGGUUGUAAUGGUGAACCAGAAGGAUCAAAUAAAGUGGUUUCUUUGGUUCUU
Molecule: messenger RNA, 2307 nt
Organism: Fragaria vesca subsp. vesca
Lineage: Eukaryota; Viridiplantae; Streptophyta; Magnoliopsida; Rosales; Rosaceae
Product: glycerol-3-phosphate dehydrogenase SDP6, mitochondrial-like
Exons: 7
Coding region: 1-1890 (629 amino acids)
Biological process (GO): glycerol-3-phosphate metabolic process
Cellular component (GO): mitochondrion; glycerol-3-phosphate dehydrogenase (FAD) complex
Molecular function (GO): glycerol-3-phosphate dehydrogenase (quinone) activity
Source: RefSeq, a predicted model, not a curated record